Molecule: messenger RNA, 300 nt
Organism: Cylicostephanus goldi
Lineage: Eukaryota; Metazoa; Nematoda; Chromadorea; Rhabditida; Strongylidae
Source: the annotation of a GenBank genome assembly
AUGCCAGGAAAGCCAGGUAUGCCUGGGUUUGAUGGAGAACCUGGAGUUGUCGGUGAUCCCGGCUUAACUGGUGUUGAUGCUAUAUAUUGUCCUUGUCCAAAGCGUGCAUCUCAUUAUGAGCAAUUGAAAUUAAUGUCAAAAAACCUUGCCGUUAUCACUGUCACCAGGAAAAUUGAAGUCGCCGACGGUCAUCAUCAAACAGAUCCAGAUAGCCAAACUCACAAAGAAGAAAUAAGAACAAUCGCUUUGAAGCUCUGUAGAGAAAUCGAACUUCUCAAGAGAAAGCAAUUGAGAAGUUGA